UGAGAUUUAGGAAUUUCUACUGCCAAAGGGAUUUUAAUUUUAGUUCAGUCCAACUGUCCACCAGUCUGCAGUGCAGGAAAAAGGGACGGGCUGUUUGCAUGUGGCAAGAUCUGCCCAGCUCCGGGAAGAUGGAGUUUGCGGAGGCUCACCGAGGCCAUUUUUCCAUCGUCAGCUGGGGAACUUUUUCCGCCCAUGGAAGUGCAGCAGAAAGGCAUCGAGGCCACUAGGCCUUGAGAAUUGGCUGCCAUUUUGAAGAUAAGAGUCAAAUGGCCUAUAAACUCCGAUUAAUUGCUGUUUUUGGAUUCCAGGUUGAUGCUGGCCCAGGAUGGAUCAGACCUGUGAAGUAUCUAGAAGAAAUUGUCUGCUGCCCUUUUCCAAUCCAGUGAAUUUAGAUGCCCCUGAAGACAAGGACAGCCCUUUCGGUAAUGGUCAAUCCAAUUUUUCUGAGCCACUUAAUGGGUGUACUAUGCAGUUAUCGACUGCCAGUGGAACAUCCCAAAAUGCUUAUGGACAAGAUUCUCCAUCUUGUUACAUUCCACUGCGGAGACUACAGGAUUUGGCCUCCAUGAUCAAUGUAGAGUAUUUAAAUGGGUCUGCUGAUGGAUCAGAAUCCUUUCAAGACCCUGAAAAAAGUGAUUCAAGAGCUCAGUCGCCAGUUGUUUGCACUUCUUUGAGUCCUGGUGGUCCAACAGCACUUGCUAUGAAACAGGAACCCUCUUGUAAUAACUCCCCUGAACUCCAGGUAAAAGUAACAAAGACUAUCAAGAAUGGCUUUCUGCACUUUGAGAAUUUUACUUGUGUGGACGAUGCAGAUGUAGAUUCUGAAAUGGACCCAGAACAGCCAGUCACAGAGGAUGAGAGUAUAGAGGAGAUCUUUGAGGAAACUCAGACCAAUGCCACCUGCAAUUAUGAGCCUAAAUCAGAGAAUGGUGUAGACGUGGCCAUGGGAAAUGAACAAGACAGCACACCAGAGAGUAGACACGGUGCAGUCAAAUCGCCAUUCUUGCCAUUAGCUCCUCAAACUGAAACACAGAAAAAUAAGCAAAGAAAUGAAGUGGACGGCAGCAAUGAAAAAGCAGCCCUUCUCCCAGCCCCCUUUUCACUAGGAGAUACAAACGUUACCAUAGAAGAGCAAUUAAACUCAAUAAAUUUAUCUUUUCAGGAUGAUCCAGACUCCAGUACCAGUACAUUAGGAAACAUGCUAGAAUUACCUGGAACUUCAUCAUCAUCUACUUCACAGGAAUUGCCAUUUUGUCAACCCAAGAAAAAGUCUACGCCACUGAAAUAUGAAGUUGGAGAUCUCAUCUGGGCAAAAUUCAAGAGACGCCCAUGGUGGCCCUGCAGGAUUUGUUCUGAUCCGUUGAUUAACACACAUUCAAAAAUGAAAGUUUCAAACCGGAGGCCCUAUCGACAGUACUACGUGGAGGCUUUUGGGGACCCUUCAGAGAGAGCCUGGGUGGCUGGAAAAGCAAUCGUCAUGUUCGAAGGCAGACAUCAAUUUGAAGAGCUGCCUGUUCUUAGGAGAAGAGGGAAGCAAAAAGAAAAAGGAUAUAGGCACAAGGUUCCUCAGAAAAUUUUGAGUAAAUGGGAAGCCAGUGUUGGUCUUGCUGAACAGUAUGAUGUUCCCAAAGGGUCGAAGAACCGAAGAUGUGUCACCAGUUCAAUCAAGUUGGACAGUGAGGAGGAUAUGCCAUUUGAGGACUGUACAAAUGAUCCUGAAUCAGAACAUGACCUGUUACUUAAUGGCUGCUUGAAAUCUCUGGCUUUUGACUCUGAACAUUCUGCAGAUGAGAAGGAAAAGCCUUGUGCUAAGUCUCGAGCCAGAAAGAGUUCUGAUAAUCCAAAAAGGACUAGUAUGAAAAAGGGCCACAUGCAAUUUGAAGCACAUAAGGAAGAACGAAGGGGAAAGAUUCCAGAGAACCUUGGCCUAAACUUUAUUUCUGGGGAUGUAUCUGAUAAGCAGGCCUCUAAUGAACUUUCCAGGAUAGCAAACAGCCUCACGGGGUCCAACACUGCCCCAGGAAGUUUCCUGUUUUCUUCUUGUGCGAAAAACACAGCAAAGAAAGAAUUUGAGACUUCAAAUUGUGACUCUUUACUGGGCUUGUCUGAGGGUGCCUUGAUCUCUAAACGUUCUGGGGAGAAGAAGAAACUCCAACGAGGUUUGGUGUGUAGUUCAAAAGUGCAGCUCUGUUACAUUGGAACAGGUGAUGAAGAAAAGCGAAGUGAUUCCAUUAGUAUCUGUACCACUUCUGAUGAUGGAAGCAGUGAUCUGGAUCCCAUAGAUCACAGUUCAGAGUCUGAUAACAGUGUCCUUGAAAUUACAGAUGCUUUUGAUAGAACAGAGAAUAUGUUAUCUGUGCAGAAAAAUGAAAAGGUAAAGUAUACUAGGUAUCCUGCCACAAACACUAAGGUAAAAGCAAAGCAGAAGUCCCUCAUUACUAACUCACAUACAGACCACCUAAUGGAUUGUACUAAGACAGCAGAGCCUGGAACUGAGACAUCUCAGGUUAAUCUCUCUGAUCUUAAAGUAUCUACUGUUGUCCGCAAACCCCAAUCGGAUUUUAGAAAUGAUGGUUUCUCUCCAAAAUUCAACACACCAUCAAGCAUUUCCAGUGAGAACUCACUAAUAAAAGGCGGGGCUACAAAUCAAGCUCUAUUACAUUCAAAAAGCAAACAGCCCAAGAUCCGAAGUAUAAAGUGCAAACAUAAAGAAAAUCCAGUUGUAGUGGAACCUCCAGUUAUAAAUGAGGACUGCAGUUUGAAAUGCUGUUCUUCUGAUACCAAAGGCUCUCCUUUGGCCAGCAUUUCCAAAAGUGGGAAAGUGGAUGGGCUAAAACUACUGAGCAACAUGCAUGAGAAAACCAGGGAUUCAAAUGACAUAGAAACAGCAGUGGUGAAACAUGUUCUGUCAGAGUUGAAGGAACUCUCUUAUAGAUCCUUAAGUGAAGAUAUGAGUGACUCUGGAACAUCAAAGCCAUCAAAACCAUUACUUUUUUCUCCUGCCUCUGGUCAGAAUCAUAUACCUAUUGAACCAGACUACAAAUUCAGUACAUUGUUAAUGAUGUUAAAAGAUAUGCAUGAUAGUAAGACCAAGGAGCAACGGUUAAUGACUGCUCAGAACUUGGUCUCUUAUCGGAGUCCUGGUCUUGGGGACUGUUCUACAAGUAGUCCUGUAGGUGCAUCUAAGGUCUUGGUUUCAGGAAGCUCCACUCACAGUUCAGAAAAAAAUGGAGAUGGCACUCAGAACCCAGUCCGUCCUAGCUCUAGUGGGGGUGACUCUGCAGUGUCUGGAGAGUUGUCUGUAUCUGUACCUGGCCUAGUGUCUGACAGAAGAGACAUCCCUGCUUCUGGUAAAAGUCGUUCAAACUGUGUUACUAGGCGCAACUGUGGGCGAUCAAAACCAUCAUCUAAAUUGCGAGAUAGUUUUUCAGCCCAGUUGGGAAAGAACACAUUGAACCGUAAAGCCUUAAAGACAGAGCGCAAAAGAAAACUCAACCGACUUCCAGCUGUAACUCUUGAGGCCGCACUGCAGGGAGACAGAGCCAGUGGAGGUUCAGAGAAUGGUUCCUCAAGAGGUGGGCUAGAAGACCCUGGUAAAGAGGAAGCCCUUCAGUUAAUAGGCCAUUUAACAAGUGAAGACAGUGCCCAUUUUUCCAGUAUUCAUUUUGAUAACAAAGUCAACCAGUCUGACUCUGAUAAAAUUCCUGAGAAAGUCCCCUCUUUUGAAAACAGAAAAGGCCCAGAGGUGGAUACUGAAAUGAACAGUGAGAAUGAUGAACCCAGUGGUGUAAAUCAAGCGGUGCCUAAAAAGCGGUGGCAGCGUUUAAACCAAAGGCGCACUAAACCUCGGAAGCGCACUAACAGAUUUAGGGAGAAAGAAAACUCUGAGGGUGCCUUUGGGGUUUUGCUUCCAGCUGACCCCAUAAAGAAGGGGGAUGAGUUCCCAGAGCAUAGACCCCCUACUUCAACAAACAUACUAGAGGAUACACUGGCAGAUCCCAAUCAUUCCAGCCGCUUAGAUUCAGUUGGACCACGGUUGAAUGUUUGUGAUAAAUCCAGUGCCAGCAUUGAAGAGAUGGAAAAAGAGCCGGGAAUUCCCAGUUUGACACCCCAGCCUGAGCUCCCUGAACCAGCUGUGCGGUCAGAGAAGAAACGCCUUAGGAAGCCAAGCAAGUGGCUUCUGGAAUAUACAGAAGAAUAUGAUCAGAUAUUUGCUCCUAAGAAAAAACAAAAGAAGGUGCAGGAACAGGUGCACAAGGUAAGUUCCCGCUGUGAAGAGGAAAGCCUUUUAGCCCGAUGUCGAUCUAGUGCUCAGAACAAGCAGGUGGAUGAGAAUUCUUUGAUUUCAACCAAAGAAGAGCCUCCAGUUCUUGAAAGGGAGGCUCCAUUUUUGGAAGGGCCCUUGGCUCAGUCAGAACUUGGAGGUGGACAUGCUGAGUUGCCACAGCUGACCUUGUCUGUGCCUGUGGCUCCGGAAGUCUCUCCACGGCCUGCCCUUGAGUCUGAGGAAUUGCUAGUUAAAACACCAGGAAAUUAUGAAAGUAAACGUCAGAGAAAACCAACUAAGAAACUUCUUGAAUCCAAUGAUUUAGACCCUGGAUUUAUGCCCAAGAAGGGGGACCUUGGCCUUUCUAAAAAGUGUUAUGAAGCUGGUCACUUGGAGAAUGACAUUAAUGAAUCACGUGCUGCAUCUCAUUCUAAAGAGUAUGGUGGAGGCACUACCAAGAUAUUUGAUAAACCAAGGAAGCGAAAACGACAGAGGCAUGCUACAGCCAAGGUGCACUGUAAAAAAAUGAAAAAUGACGACUCAUCAAAAGAAACUCCAACCUCAGAGGGAGAACUGAUGACACACAGAACGGCUGCAAGCCCUAAGGAGACUGUUGAGGAGGGUGUAGAGAAUGAUCAUGGGAUGCCGGCAUCUAAAAAGCUGCAGGGCGAACGAGGCGGAGGAGCUGCACUCAAGGAGAAUGUUUGUCAGAACUGUGAGAAACUGGGUGAGCUGCUGUUAUGUGAGGCUCAGUGCUGUGGGGCUUUCCACCUGGAGUGCCUUGGAUUAACUGAGAUGCCAAGAGGAAAAUUUAUCUGCAAUGAAUGUCGCACAGGAAUCCAUACCUGUUUUGUUUGUAAGCAGAGUGGAGAAGAUGUUAAAAGGUGCCUUUUGCCCUUGUGUGGAAAGUUUUACCAUGAAGAAUGUGUCCAGAAGUAUCCACCCACUGUCAUGCAGAACAAGGGCUUCCGGUGCUCCCUCCACAUCUGUAUAACCUGCCAUGCUGCUAAUCCAGCCAGUGUUUCUGCAUCUAAAGGUCGCCUGAUGCGCUGUGUCCGCUGCCCUGUGGCAUACCAUGCCAAUGACUUUUGCCUGGCUGCUGGGUCCAAGAUUCUUGCAUCUAAUAGUAUCAUCUGCCCUAAUCACUUUACACCUAGGCGGGGCUGCCGAAAUCAUGAGCACGUUAAUGUUAGCUGGUGUUUUGUAUGCUCAGAAGUGUCUUGCAGUAUUCUAAAGGUUUCCUUCCUUGUUUUCACCUUUCCCAGGUGGUGGCCAGCUGAGAUCUGCCAUCCUCGAGCGGUACCUUCCAAUAUCGAUAAGAUGAGACAUGAUGUGGGCGAGUUUCCUGUACUCUUCUUUGGGUCUAAUGACUAUCUGUGGACACAUCAGGCCCGAGUCUUUCCCUAUAUGGAGGGGGAUGUGAGCAGCAAGGAUAAGAUGGGCAAAGGCGUGGAUGGGACAUAUAAAAAAGCUCUUCAGGAAGCUGCAGCAAGGUUUGAGGAGUUAAAGGCCCAAAAAGAGCUAAGACAGCUGCAGGAAGACCGAAAGAAUGACAAGAAGCCGCCGCCUUACAAACAUAUAAAGGUGAGAAAAAAACGCAGGAGACUGUCUCCAGGAGACACCCUCUUAUGGAGUACUGUCUCCUGCUGUGUUCAUGAAGAGGGUGAAUUUGUGAAUGAGUAUGUGGGUGAGUUAAUAGAUGAAGAAGAGUGCAGAGCUCGAAUCCGUUAUGCCCAAGAACAUGAUAUCACUAAUUUCUAUAUGCUUACUCUAGACAAAGACCGGAUCAUUGAUGCUGGUCCUAAAGGAAACUAUGCUCGGUUCAUGAAUCAUUGCUGCCAGCCCAACUGUGAAACACAGAAAUGGUCUGUGAAUGGAGAUACUCGUGUUGGCCUUUUUGCCCUGAGUGACAUUAAAGCAGGCACUGAACUUACCUUCAACUACAACCUAGAAUGUCUUGGGAAUGGAAAGACUGUUUGCAAAUGUGGAGCCCCAAACUGCAGUGGCUUUUUGGGUGUAAGGCCAAAGAAUCAACCCAUUGCCACAGAAGAAAAGUCAAAGAAAUUCAAGAAGAAGCAACAGGGGAAGCGCAGGACCCAGGGUGAAAUCACAAAGGAGAGAGAGGAUGAAUGUUUCAGCUGUGGGGAUGCUGGCCAGCUCGUCUCCUGUAAGAAGCCAGGCUGCCCAAAAGUUUACCACGCUGACUGUCUAAAUCUAACCAAGCGACCAGCAGGGAAAUGGGAGUGUCCUUGGCAUCAGUGUGACAUCUGUGGGAAGGAAGCAGCCUCCUUCUGUGAGAUGUGUCCCAGCUCCUUUUGUAAGCAGCAUCGGGAAGGGAUGCUCUUCAUCUCCAAAUUGGAUGGGCGUUUGUCUUGUACUGAGCAUGACCCCUGUGGGCCCAACCCUCUGGAACCUGGGGAGAUCCGUGAGUAUGUGCCUCCCCCAGUACCGCUGCCUCCAGGCCCUGGCACUCACCUGGCAGAGCAUUCAUCAGGAGUGGCUGCUCAGGGGCCCAAACUGUUGGAUAAGCUGCCUGCUGACACCAACCAGACACUGUCACUGUCCAAAAAAGCUCUGGCAGGGACUUGUCAGAGGCCACCGCUUCCUGAAAGACCUUCUGACAGAACUGACUCCAGGCCCCAGCCUGUAGAUAGGGUCAGGGACCUUGCUGGGUCGGGGACCAAACCCCAGUCCUUGGUAUCCAGCCAGAAGCCAUUGGACAGGCCACCUGCAGUGGCAGGACCAAGACCCCAACUAUCUGACAAACCCUCUUCAGUGACUGGCGUAAGCUCCUCAUCCUCAGUCAGGUCCCAACCACUGGAAAGACCUCUGGGGACAGCUGACCCAAGGCUGGAUAAAUCCAUAGGUGCUGCCAGCCCAAGGCCCCAGUCACUGGAGAAAACCCCAGUCCCUACUGGCCUGAGACUUCCACCGCCAGACAGACUGCUAGUCACCAGCGGUCCCAAGCCCCAGACUUCAGACAGGCCCCCAGACAAAUCCCAUGCUUCUUUGUCCCAGAGACUCCCACCUCCUGACAAAGUACUAUCAGCUGUGGUCCAGACCCUGGUAGCUAAAGAAAAAGCACUGAGGCCCGUGGACCAGAAUACUCAGUCAAAAAAUAGAGCUGCUUUGGUGAUGGAUCUCAUAGACCUAACUCCUCACCAGAAAGAACGGGCUGCUUCACCUCAUGAGGUCACACCACAGGUUGAUGAGAAGAUGCCAGUGUUGGAGUCAAGCUCGUGGACUGCCAGCAAAGGUCUGGGGCAGAUGCCGCGAGCUGUAGAGAGAGGCAGCGUGUCAGAUCCUGUCCUUCAGCCACCGGGGAAAGCAGCAGUCCCUUCGGAGCACUCCUGGCAAGCAGUUAAAUCACUCACCCAGGCGAGACUUCUCUCUCAGCCCCCUGCCAAGGCUUUUUUAUAUGAGCCAACAACUCAGGCCUCAGGAAGAGCACCUGCAGGGCUGGAGCAGACACCAGGGCUUCCCAGCCAAGCACCAGGCCUGGUGAAGCAGGUGAAGCAGAUGGCCGGAGGCCAGCAACUACCUGGACUUGCUGCCAAGAGUGGGCAGUCCUUCAGGCCUCUUGGGAAGGCCCCAUCCUCCCUCUGUACUGAAGAGAAGAAGUUGGCAACUGCAGAGCAGAGUCCCUGGGCCCUGGGAAAGGCCGCACCAGGGCCAGGGCUCUGGCCCAUGGUGGCUGGACAGACAAUACCACCAUCUUGCUGGUCCUCUGGGAACACACAGACAUUGGCACAGACUUGCUGGUCUCUUGGAAGAGGGCAAGACCCUAAACCAGAGCAAAAUACACUUCCAGCUCUUAACCAGGCUCCUUCCAGUCACAAAUGUGCAGAGUCAGAACAGAAGUAAUAUGAGUAAAUGUCACAUGACCAGACCAGCUGCCCCCAGGGUUCUUGGGGAAGGGAAAUCAUCUUUCUUUUCCCCUCUUAAAAAACAGACCCCACCACUUUUCCACUGUUACUCUUUCCUUAUAUCCCAACACUCAGAACUCUUGUGACAUUAGCCAGUGGGGACAUGUGGUUGUGUAAACCAUGUAUGGAAAUCCAAGUGGGCCCCAGCCAAGGAGACAGACAGACUUGGGUCUUUUUCCUCCAACCUUUACACAUGGUAACUUGAAAUAAAAAGUCCACUCUGGAGUCAAGCAUGGGAUUCAAUUCCACUGGUCAGGUUGGAAGGUAGAGGGGCUCUCGAAGUUAUUUCUCUAGCCCUACAGAGCCCCACUGAGGGCACCUGAUGAACACUUGGGAAGAACUGAUACCAGUAGUGAUUUUCUUGAGCAUUCACAUGUGCUAGGCCAGGUGCUAGUCACUGACAGGAGAUACAGAGAUAAGACCUGAUCCCUGUGAGCCUAACAUGCCUGCCUGGGUUCUCAGGCUGUUUUCAUGAACCUUUGACCAGGAAAUAGCAGGAAGUUCUGAGGGGCCCUGGGGCUCCAGACUCAUUUUGUAAUGUCCUUUAUGGCCCCAGAAGUGGUUGUGUUGAGUAAGUGUCCCCUGGUUGGGUGUGCAUGUGUGCGUGUGAUGCACACACGCUCAUGUGGAGGUCUCCGGUGGAGGGGGUGGGGGGGGUUGCAUCAAGGCCAAGUGGAGCCGUUGGCUGGGCAGCUGCUGCUGCUUCUGUCUGGGCUGUGCAGAGUCUGAAAAUCUGUCCUUGGCAGAGCAGCUGGUUGUGGGGGCUGGGCUCUACAAGGACAUAGCUUUACCGAAGUAUAAGAAGGCAAUUGGCAAGCUUACCUUUCUUUCCUACCGAUUUUCGUCCUUUUACAUCAGCCCACCCCAUGCCCGCCCCCCAAACACUCAGGUGCUUUCAGAUUUCAGAGUCGGGCAGUGGACAUAGGGAAUCUCUGGCAAGCUCUGCGCUAGAUCUACCACCAGCUCAGGGAGAGUGCCAGAUUCUGAUGGAAAAUUCCUUCUCUUUUGAUCCUUUGCCCUCUUACCUGAAUGGAGGGAGUCCUCUCCUUCACUGGUGGAUUCUACCACCCUAUCCCUGAGAAUUGCUGUGUUCUGUACUGAGAGCACCUGCCUGCUGACUUUGUUCAAAGGCAGGCCAGAGCCCUUCCCCUGUGACUGGUAAGAUGUGGUGUUUAGAGCAAUGUCCAGUCUGAGAGAUGAUUCCUCAUAACUGCUGAUUAUCUGUUACUGCUGCCCUGAGCUGGGGCCCAAGGGCUGGGAAAUCUGUUGGUGCUACCCUGCCCUACCAUUCACCCAGCUCACCAACUGCCAACAGGAAGUGCUGUUUGGCCAGUUCCUUCCCAUUCACUCACCCCUCCUUUGUCCCUAGACCAAACGUGUUUACCUCUCUGCUUUGCCAACUUAGCCAGCAGCUUUAGCCAACAGGCCAUCUCCUGGCCCAGAUGUCUCCUGGCCAUUCUGUUUCAGUUAUGGCUUUUACACCCUCAACAAGAUUCUGUAUUUUGUCCCAAUUUCCUCCUCCUGAGUUCCUACUGAGGUUAUCCACAUCACUUCUAAGGAGGGAACAAUAGUUAUAGAAGCAUUUGCGCUUUAUAUAAAGAUUAAAAGAAGAAUUUGCUUUUAUUUCCCAAAGUCUGUCUCGGGUUGAGACACUUGAACUCAGGCAGAGGUACGAGGUUGGGCAGGGCUGUCCCGAGUCUAGGGGCCUAUGUCUGCAUCCCACUUAGACCUCGAAAUCUCUGUAAAUUCCACCUGCCUAGUUCUCCCCUUUUCAUCCUAUCUCUCUUCCCACAUCAUGAGAGAGGAAAAGUUCUUUGUUCAAAAGGAAGAAAAAACAAAGCAUCUUAUUUUCUUUUUUAAAAAAUUUUAAACCAUGGAAAAGAUAUUUUUAAAGAAAUCCACCCAGAACAUUAAAGUUCAUUAUAUUAAGUAUU
This is a messenger RNA of Leptonychotes weddellii (Weddell seal), 10127 nucleotides long. NCBI's taxonomy places the organism in Eukaryota, Metazoa, Chordata, Mammalia, Carnivora, Phocidae. The record is from RefSeq and is a predicted model, not a curated record.